AUGGCAGAUGCUUCGAGAACGGGGACGGAUGAGGAAAGAGUGUAUGGGGAAGAGGAGGAGACAGGUGUGGCGUCCGUCAUUGCCGAAGGUAAUUUAGCAAGCAACUCCUUCCCCCUCUGCCUCACCUUUCUUCCGCUCCUGCAUUACCUUCCUUCCCCUUCUGCAUUACCUCCCUUCACGAUCUGCCUCGCCUUCCUUCCCCUUCUUCCUUACCUCCCUUCCCCUUCUUCCGUACCUUCCUUCCCCUUCUGCCUUACCUUCCUUCCCCUUCUGCCUUUCCUUCCUCUGGCGAUGUGCCUCACCUUCCUUCCCCCUCUGCCUUACCUUAUUUCCCCUUCUGCCUUACCUUCCUUCCCCUUCUACCUUACCUUCCUCCCCCCUCUGCACACUACCGUCCUUGCCCUCUGCCAUCACUCCCUUUCCCCCACUGCCAGCACCUCCCAUCCCGUGCUGCCAGCAACUCCCAUGCAGCCUACACCUCGCCUGCCUUGCACCCCAUUUUUUGUUGCCUCUCACACAAUUUUCCGCAAAGCCACCUUUCAUCUUUGUUUGUCAUACUGUUUUCUCGCCUCCUUCCGAAAGGCAUGUAUUCUCUCCCACUUCCUACCUCCAACCCUACCCCCUUUCACCCUCCUUCAUUUCCAACCCCUCUCCACUCCUUUCCCCCUGCUGCCCUUGAUUUCCUCUCAUGCCUCCCCUCUGUUUCCCCCCUUCCAUCCUCUUCUCUUCAUUUCCCUCCUCAACCCACCCCAUUCCAACCCAUCCCUUUUGUCCACUUCCCUCACCUUCCCUUCUUUACUGUUUCCCUCUCUCCUCUCCCCUUCCCAUUGA
Closterium sp. Naga37s-1 is the source of this 831-nucleotide messenger RNA. NCBI's taxonomy places the organism in Eukaryota, Viridiplantae, Streptophyta, Zygnematophyceae, Desmidiales, Closteriaceae. The record is from the annotation of a GenBank genome assembly.